This is a messenger RNA of Echinococcus granulosus, 4182 nucleotides long. RefSeq names its product Slit 1 protein. The transcript has 27 exons. Gene Ontology annotation, biological process: axon guidance. Lineage: Eukaryota; Metazoa; Platyhelminthes; Cestoda; Cyclophyllidea; Taeniidae. The coding region runs from base 1 to 4182 and encodes 1393 amino acids. The record is from RefSeq and is a predicted model, not a curated record. Gene Ontology annotation, molecular function: protein binding; calcium ion binding.
AUGAAGAGUUUUAUAGAGGAAAAACGUCAGAGUGUUUUUUCAUCCUCCGGUGCAAUUUGCGAUAGAGACAGCAAAGAAUUUCCCGGUGAUGUCGCCGCUGAAGUCUUGGGUCUCCUUUACUGCCCUCAUGGCGUACUCCCACUCAUACCUCCGAUUUGCAAAAGGGACCAAGAGCCUAGGCUAUCCUCCUGUCAAUCAGUAUGCGCAUGCGAUACGUCCGGAUUUGUGUCGUGUGUCGGGAAAAGUUUGGACUCUGUACCGUCUGAUCUCCCGGAGAACCUAAUCAGUUUAAAUAUUGCAAAUAAUCAGUUGACGCAUCUACCGAAAAACGCCUUUUCAAGAUAUUCUAGUCUGCGAAAACUCAACCUUGAAGAGAACAAGAUAACAAAUGUAUCACCGUGGGCAUUUUCUGGACUGCAUCGAUUGUCCUCCUUGUAUCUCACUGGUAAUCAAAUUCAGAGUUUCCCUCGGAACGCAUUCAAAGGCCUGUCUUCAUUAACCAUAUUAAAUCUUCAAAAGAAUAACAUUUCCUGUAUCGAUGGGGAGUUUUUUGAUGGUCUCACGAAUCUCAGAAUUCUUCACUUAUCAGAGAACGCCAUCGACACUAUCGAAGAGGAUGCCUUCAAAAGUUUGAAACAGCUUAGAUACUUAUAUCUCAUUAAUAACAAACUUAAUUGCGAUUGCUCUCUGAAUUGGUUACCCGAAUUCCUCAAACAAAACGAAGCAGGGGGAAGUCAAUGGACUACUUGCCAUAUGCCCACCAGCUUAAAAGGGCAAUAUGUGCGGGAUAUUAAACUUCAACCCUGUGUAUCCGCAGAGAGGAAGCGUCACUGCAAAAGAGACGCGGAUUUACAGCACCAAUCUAUCCCGCAACAGGACUUGGAUAUGGCUCAAAAUUGUCCCAAGGCCUGCACAUGCUCUCGAUUCCCCAAUCGAGUGCAAAGAUCGGCUGACGACGUGAUCACCUUCACAGCCCUGCGUCCUAGGGUUGCGGAAAUCGUGGAACCAAGUCUCAAGGUCACUUGCACGAAUGCUGGUCUGACUUCUGUCCCGAUUGGAAUUCCCGAAAACACAAAAGAAUUGUAUUUGGAUCACAAUUCGAUAGGGGAGGUGAAUCACGAAAGUUUUGCGCACUUGAAGAAAUUGGAGGUCCUAUCCCUUCACCACAACCAACUUUCAUAUCUUCACAAUGGGACAUUUGCCGCACUUCCGAGGCUUAAAGUAUUGCAACUCCAUUCCAAUCGAAUCCAAUGCAUCGGAAGUUCGGCAUUCGACAUCGAAUCACUGAAACUUGUGAGUUUUGAUGAUAAUCCAUUCAAAUGCGGUCCGCAAAUGUCGUGGUUGGGCGACUGGAUGCAGCUGAAUCAGGCACUUGUGAUGGCUUCACCCUCUGUUCCUGCCUGCGCCAGUCCUGCCCAUCUCAAGGGAUCACCUCUUGUGAGUCUCUCUGCUGGAGAUUUUUACCAUUCCAAUGGGAACUCGACAGAGGCAUCCUGCGAAAGCGAUUUCUGCUCCAAUGGAGAAGUUGGGGCAAAGUCGCACUGUCCAGACCCAUGUGCAUGCAAAAACCAACGGGUUGAUUGUUCAGGAAGGGCUCUGAAAGAAAUUCCGAAGGACUUACCCUCCGAAACGAGGGAUUUGUUCUUGGAGCACAAUGCGAUAAAAUCGAUUGAUUCCGAACGUCUUCGACACCUGAAGAGUCUUGAGACGCUGCUUCUCAGCCACAACAAAAUUCUCGAAAUUACCCCUGAUGCUUUCAAGGAUCUGUCUAACCUCAAAUCACUGGUGUUGAGCGGUAACGGAUUAAGAUGCAUACACCCCGACGCUUUUAGCGGAUUGAAACAGCUUAAAGUUUUAAUAUUACAAAACAAUGACAUUUCGAUAUUGGCGAACGGAACUUUCCGGGAAUUGGAACAGAUGAAUAAUUUAGCAUUGGGUCAAAAUCCUCUCCAUUGUGACUGCAAUUUGCGCUGGCUGCACGACUACUUCAGACUCAAGUCUCUUGACAAUGGUGUCUCGAUUUGCGCCAGUCCCGAGCGGAUGAAAUUCAAAUCAAUAUUUCACUCAACUCCAAAGGAUUUUUUAUGCUUAGUAGAGUCACCUGACAUUAUCACCAAAUGCAGUCCCUGCGCCCGCAAUCCUUGUCUAAAUGGAGGUGGAUGCGGGACUAUCAGUGGUGUGGAAUUCAACUGCACUUGCGAAAUGCCGUUUUAUGGAGAUCGGUGUGAGAAGAAAGUAGAUGCCUGCUUUAAAAAACCAUGUAAAAAUGGUGGUACUUGUGAUGUGACUGAUGAUCUUGGUCACUACAGGUGUAAAUGUCCAACAGGGUUCACAGGCUUGGAUUGUGAAUUAAACGUUGACGACUGCAAAAAUGUUACAUGCGAAAAUGGUGGUGUUUGCAUUGACGGCGUCAACAAUUACAUUUGCGAAUGCGCUCCCGGAUUUCGAGGCGAGCAUUGUGAAAACGAGUUUCAGUACUGUGUUGAUGAAAACCCUUGCCAAAACGAUGGGGUCUGUGUGAUACAAAAACCUACGGGCUUUAAGUGCGUAUGUCCUGACGGUUGGGGCGGGAACGACUGCUCGAAGAAUUUGGAUGACUGCGAGUACAAUAAGUGCCAGAAUGGUGGCGCUUGCGUCGAUCAGAUUGGUGGUUACACUUGUGACUGUCUGCAUGGAUUUACGGGCAGGUAUUGUGAAGUUGCGCUGCCUUCCCAGAUAACUGCUAUGCAGAAUUCGGCAUCAUUUGGUUGUGCCUACAAUCGCUGUCUGAAUGCGGCGACCUGUCAGCCUGAUAUCUCGCCGAUUGGAUAUCGCUGUCUCUGUCCUUUUGGUUAUGGCGGAACCUUCUGCGAGAAAGUGUUCUCCCUCACUAUCGCAUCAACAGACGUCCAUGUUGCAGUGCCGUCACCCAGUCGUGGAUGUUUCCUUCCACGAGGAAACAUCAGUCUUACUUUCUCUACCAGCCAUCAACAAGGAAUUCUGUUCUUCUUCUCCGAGAUGAUAAAUAAAACCCUAUUGCUCCGCCGAUUCCUGAUCGCAGAACUACAUCAGGGUCACGUGAAGAUAAGUUUCGCUAUUGAUGCCGGGGAAGUGGGGACCGCUUACUCUAUGUCAAUGUUGGCUGACAAUAAGUUGCAUCGACUCGACGUUGUCGUUGUCACCUAUCGAGUAGAGAUGUAUGUAGAUGGAAGUAGAAACGCCCUAACUCAAUCAAUUGUGUCGACAUUGAACCCCUCAAAAUUCAAGCCUCGCGCUCUGAUUUCAGCAGCUCCCAUUUAUUUGGGCGGUGCACCAAAACGUCUAUUAAAAUCUGCCAGUCGUGCUGGAGUGAUUGGGGCCACGUCUGGUGUCGUUGCUUGCAUUGAAUCCUUAUACAUCAACGACAAAGCGAUGGAGUUCUCUCAAGCCCUAAGGAGCUCUAGCAGUUUAAAACCCGGAUGUGAACCACCUACAAGUUCCAGAAAUAGCCUCACAAUCAAACCUAAUUUCAAGGUUCUUCAUCCUCGGAGUAAAAUGGAAUUGAUUGGACAGCACGACGCAGCCAUUGUGAAAGACUCCGUGAUCGCAAGUGACUGCAGAAGCAGAGAGCUGGCAUGUCUCAAUGGAGGUAUCUGCAACCCUGAAUAUGGAGGCAACGAUCAAGGCCAACAAUGGACCUCAACGACAUUGCAACAUGUUUGCCGAUGUCCUAGUGGAUUUGAGGGGGUUAAGUGUGAGACGCCAAUCUUCUGCAAACGCCAUUCCCGGUACUCCUAUAUAUACGAUCCAGACACAGGCUGCAUUUCAACUAGGCGAAUUGUGAUUCGUUCCUGUUCCGGCUCCUGUCAAGGUGCAGCCGGCACUUCAUUGAUGUGGCAGCUAGAGCAGCAGCAGCGGAAACGCCGAUGGCGUAAAAAGGCACGGCGAAGAGUUCGUCGACACAGAAGUCAGUGGACUUCAUUAUCACCCCCAUUGAUGCCUAAACUAAGUCGUAUGCCUCGAAGUGUUACGGAAAAUACUGGAACAUGCUGUCAGCCGAUGCGUUUUAAACAGAAAAGCGUACAGUUCCAAUGUCCAAAGAAUGGUAGUGGGAACCGUGUCUACUCUCGGUGGUUCCAUUUCGUUCGGAAGUGUGGAUGCGCCACCAAUUGUCACAAUCGCGACGGCAGUACUACUGACGGUAUAGCCACUGAUGCAUUUUGA